AAUCCAUUAAUCGAUCUAUCCAUUUGAUCUAGUCCAUAUAUCCAUCAAUUUAAUCUAUUUGACACUUCUAUUUCCACGUGUUCGCAUUAGCAUACCCAUUGUUUCACAGGGGACAAAAGGGAAAGGGUAAUCAAUGAAGAAGAACGAAUAAUAAUAAGCAUAUCAGUGAUUUUCUAGGGGUGUCAGUCGGUCGGUUUCGGUUUAAACAAAAACCAAAUUCUCGGUUAUCGGUUAAACCGAGCCACCCCAAUGGCUACCGACCACCGACCGUGAGGGAGUCACGGUUAUCCGGCCAACCGAACGGUCAGUUUCGGUUUAAGGCUCGUUUAGCCGGCCAACCGAAAAACCUGCCCACUUUCUCCACUUUUGCGUGCCCACUUUCUCCUUCAUUCUCUCUCCUCGGAAUCUCCUCUCAAUUCAAUCCUCCAGAGACAGAGCCAUGUCCAUUUCCCUUUCCUUCGACCCCUAAACCAGACUCGACCCCUCUCUGGCUCUGCUCUCCCUCCCUCGCCUGCGUCUCCCCCGAUCUGGUCACGACCUUCGCCGAGCCGUUUCCUUCUCUCUUCGCCCGAAACCAAAAACCAAAACCCAGAAAAGGGGUCAAAAUCCCAGCAAAAACCCAGAAAAUCAAACAUGCAAAACCAUAAUCCGCCACUUACCAUUGAUUUGGAGGCUGGCCGGCACUCCAACGGUGUAUUAUAGGCUGGAAUCUUGUCUGAUUCCGAAGUGGAACGAUAGAUGGGAUCAUGGGAAGUGAUUUCCCCCUCCUGUUUCUCGGAAAGAAGAAGAAAGUAAAUCGAGGGAGGAGGGUUUCUGAUUUUAGAAGGCAUAGCGGAGAGGGAAUGAAUGGUUUUUGGGUCUCCGGUUCGUUUCGUAGAGAGAACAGAGGAGAAGGAGGAAGAGAGGUUUGAGCGCCAACGACGAUGGUGGUGGCGAACAAGGAGAAAGAGAAGGAAACAGCUCGGAGUGCCGGCCAGCCUACUCUCGAAGACGAUGGCGGAGAUGAAGGAAGCAGAGGCGGGGAGGAUGGCCGACAAUCUGGUGUCGGAAGCGGCGCGACGCGGGGAGAUCCGAAGAGGCGCGAUGCGGCGCGGGGAGAUCCGAAGAGGCGCGACGCGACGCGGGGAGAUCCGGAGAGGCGGCGCGGUGCGGGGAAAAAGGAAGGAGAGAUUUUUGUUUUGGGAAUUAGGGGUUUUGGGGAAGGGGUUAGGUUUCGUUUGUGUUGGGGGAGGGGUUCUGGGAGUGGGAAUGGAAGCGAGGUCGUUUGGAGCAGCAGGCGCGGAGGUCGGCUAACCGAAGCACCCCUCAGCCCUUCCGGCAACCGACCACUACAAGUAAAGGGUGGUUUUCGGUUAGCCGCUAACUGGCGGUUAUCGGUCAAACCGACCGGUUAGCCGCUAACCGACAACCGAACUGCCACCCCUAUGAUGUUCAUCUUUACCAGUGAUUAGGAGAGGCAUGGUUCCUUACAGUAAAAGAAGAAGAAAAAAAGGAGAGACAUGGUUCCUUUGGAAAUAGAGAAAGAUGUUGAUUGUUGGGAAAAUUAAUCCCAAGCAAAAGAAGAACAUGCAUGUCUAAUGGAGGAGAAAGGGUUUUCCACGUGUCAAGUACCAGCUUGUAGGUCAUCCAAAAAGAAUAACGGUAUUCCAUUUUAGCAGAACUCUUAUCAAACAGUAACUCACUUAUGAGUUUAAUAAAUACCUAGAUAGGUG
This is a messenger RNA of Linum trigynum, 1712 nucleotides long. Lineage: Eukaryota; Viridiplantae; Streptophyta; Magnoliopsida; Malpighiales; Linaceae. The record is from the annotation of a GenBank genome assembly.